Ostrinia nubilalis (European corn borer) is the source of this 1034-nucleotide messenger RNA. RefSeq names its product brachyurin-like. Bases 116 to 967 code for a protein of 283 amino acids. Lineage: Eukaryota; Metazoa; Arthropoda; Insecta; Lepidoptera; Crambidae. The transcript has 5 exons. The record is from RefSeq and is a predicted model, not a curated record. Gene Ontology annotation, molecular function: serine-type endopeptidase activity. Gene Ontology annotation, biological process: proteolysis.
CAGUCGUCAUUUAGAAAAUUAAAACUUCAAACAAAUAACGUUCUGUUCCGCUGUCAUUUGUUUGUGUUUUUAAAUUUUCUUUUUCUUUCUGGCCAGUCCGCGCGAGUUUUUCAAAAUGGCCGUUCGGUUUCUAUUGUAUUUCUUUUGUUUGGUGAUGACCACACAUGGUGAGGAGACGGCGUUUGGGUACCAUGCUAAGAUUGGUAUUCCUAAAGCCACCAGAUUGUUGAUGGCAGAAUCUAUGACGCGGAUCAUUGGCGGUAGUGCUGUGUCAGCCAAUACUGCGCAUCCUCAUCAGGCUGGUCUCAUAGCUCUCCUCACCAACCGCGCUACCUCAAUCUGCGGCGGAUCCCUCAUAUCCAACACCAGGAUCCUCACAGCAGCCCACUGCUGGGACGACGGCCAGAACCGGGCCACCCAGUUCACAGUCGUUCUGGGCAGCACUACCAUCUUCACUGGAGGAACUAGAGUGGUCACGAAGGACGUGACUGUUCACGCGAACUGGAAUACUCAGUCAGUGACAAAUGACAUCAUGAUCGCGAGGAUCACCAGCGUCACUUUCAGCAAUAGCAUCCGAGCGAUCGCGAUCCCCACAGCUGCGGAAGCGAGUCUAAACUUCGCAGGCCUGACAGGCACCGUUGCGGGAUACGGGAAGACCAAUGACGCCCAAUCCAGCUUCCCCACCACGACCACUCUCCACUCGGUCAAUCUCCCAAUCAUCACCAACGCGGUCUGCCAGAGCAGCUUCCAGAUGGCUCUGCAUGCCAGCCACCUGUGCACCAGCGGCGCUGGAGCCAAGGGCACCUGCGAUGGAGACUCCGGCGGCCCUUUGACUGUUGUGUCCAAUAACAGACUAGUUCAGGUGGGCAUAGUGUCAUUUGGCCUGUCAGAUUCCUGCCAGUCUGGUCACCCAUCCGUGUACACCAGGAUCACGUCGUUCCUCAGCUGGAUCAGCGCUAACAUGUGAAGAAACCCAAAAAUCGAUGACUUUUGAUAUUUCUGUUUGUAGUUGAAUAAAUUUUGUUUGCAUUGCA